ACACAAUUAAACUGGGUCAAAGGUCAUGGAAUGGAUGGAGCCUUGCACUACUGGAAAUCAAGAAAUGCACUGCUAUCUGCAUGAGUGUCUUUUCUCAGUAAUGUGUUCAAAACGAAAUGGAAUUCGCAUUCAUAAUCAUCUAAUCGAUGCUACCAUUAUGUGAUUUCCAAAACUACAAUUAAAGACUGUUUCACAUAAAAAUUAAGCAGGCCCAAGACUGCUAAGGCCAAGAGGUAGGCAGGUAGGUAAAAAAUUGUUGAAAAAAUCUUAAGUAUUGACUAUCAUCAAUAUACAGAAUAUACUUAUACAUGAUCAAUCACUUAUUACUAUACUAUAAUUUAUAAUCUAUAAGUUGAUAAUGGUAUUGAUACGCCUAAUAUUUUUUUACUAUGAUGGUAGACAUAGUUUGUGCCUAAUCGCUUGAAAUUAUUUAUAUCUUGUAACUUGUAGGCAUAGGCCCGUAGCCGUGCCGUAUAAUUUUCAAUAAUAUGGCCAUGGCUUAAAUAGUAAAUAGCUUAUUAAAUUAAGUUUUUUUUAAGAUUAAGGAUUUAUCUUCAAAUAACUUAUUUGUAGAGCCCUCUGCAAUAAUAUGAAUAUGAUCAUAAAAAUAUUGGUAUUUAAAUUUAAUUUGUUGAUGAUAAGUAUUAUAUUAAGAUUGAAAUUAACAACAGUUUAAGAAUAAAUAAAUAAAUAAUAAAUAAUAAUAUUAUAAAAUUAUAUAAUAUUAUAUAACUAUAACAAAAUUGAAAACUCGUGGAUAAAUUUAAAUACUGUAAAUAAUGAUUUACUAGGGCUUAACCCAGUCCCAGUGCAGUUUUUUUUUAUACUGGGUCUGUUUUUUUGUUGUUGAGAAAAUAACAUUACCAGGUGAACCAAGGACCAAGUGUUAAAAAAAAUAGAGUUAACUUCUCAGUUUAUUUAAUAUAUGCUGGCCUUUAAAUUUUAAACAAUAGGCCUACAGACAGUCCUACACUUUACCUGCUGGCUGACACUCCUACACCCUACCAGCCAGCCUUUAAACCAGGGGUCUCAAACUCAAAUCAUGGUGGGGGCCACCGGAGAUAGAGCCUGAGUGAGACUGGACUACAAAUUCAAUAAAGUACUACUGUUACAACCUUUAUUAAUAAAAAAUAAAAACAUUAAGGGUUCUCAAGAAAUAGGCUUCAUUUUCUUCCUCCUGCUCCUUGUUUCCAGAGACCUGGUAGCGCUUCUUGUUACACAGCUGAGUAAAAUUUGGUUUGAGGGAGGAACCAACUUAGACUUUCAGAAUAGCUUGAAGAUGCUCAUCAGUAGGCUAAGUUUGGCCCUGAACUUUGACUUUUAAAAUUUCAUAGUGGAAAAGAGCUUUUCACACAGAUAGGUACUCCCAAAAAAAGGAACAUGAUCCACUUGAACAAUCUGGAAAUCUCAGGGAAGGUGGAGGGCAAUGCUUUUAUGAAUUGUCCAUGCUUAUCUGUUUUUCCAUUCACCUCCCUGAACUUAGAAUUACAUUGAAAAUCAAUCAGCUCCAUUUGAAGUGCAAAGGGAGGGGGACGGGUCAUCUUCCACAUUAAAGGAGAAAGGGUCAGCAAAAAGUUGAAAAGUGGCUCUGUGUGUUUUGAAGUCUAAAAACAUGUGAUCAAAUUCUUCCUGCAGCUUUGCCCUGGCAUCAGUAUACUUACUACUGAAUGGUGUGCCCAUGUCCAUGAGUACUUUGCAUGUCAGGAAAUGGGAGAGGUUUCGCUAAGAACCAUAACACUACAAGUUUUGUGCAGAAUGCCCUGACAUUGUCAUAGGCAACACUGUCAAGCUACCCCUGGUCUUGCAACUUCUUGUUGAGUGCAUUCAGCUCCUGUGUAAUGUCAACAAGGAAAGCCAAGUCAAUGUGCUGUAUGGGAUCACUUAGUAUAGGAACAACCACCCCGUCCUUCUCCAUGAAGGCUUUAAAUGCUAAAACAUGUUCAUUCAAACGGUAGGUAAGAGCAGGUAAUAUUUAUGAGUUAUUGAUGCGAAGGAAGAUGCUAUUGUAGGGAGAAUGAAUUUUGAUUUUUUUCAUCGUAGAAAAGACCUUUUUGACUAACCCCACUUUGAAAGUGAGCAAGCUGACAGGGUCAGAAUUUUCCUCACUCGUAAACACAAGGGGAAAUUAUAAUAGGGAUUCUUUGAAACUGUAUUAGAUUCUUAUUAUUUACACAACUAUCAUUGGGCAUUACCCUCUAACUGAAUUUUUAACUUUUCUCAAAACAGCACUUUGGCCAUGUUUGUUUCAUAAAAUGCUAUAAAAUAAAAACUUUUAGUCCGAUUUAAAAUGGUUUUUACCAUUAUAAUCAACAUUCAAAUCUAUAUAUAUAAAUAUAAUAAAAAUCAGAAUUAGAUUAGUCGCUGAGAUUCGACUGAAAGGGUCGCAGAGGGUCACAUUAUAGAUAUAUUGGUGAGGAAAACGUGCAGGCCGCAUUUAUCACUUAACUUUGCUAACAUGAAGUGGGCCGCAAAAUAUCUGAGUUCCACCAUCAUGCAUGCAGCUGGAUGCCGGGCCAGUUUUUUUUUUUUCACUCAGCACUAUUGCUAUAAAACCUGUGGAGUUGGGGGCAGGGCGGUUUUGAGGAGGAAGCAGGACAUACCAGAAGCAAAAUAUAUAUACUAUGAGAGAUCAUGUGAAUGGUUAGAUAUAAAGUAUAUAUAUUGGUAACUUUUCUUUUUGAACAUGUUUCAAUUUUAUUUUUCUUACAAAGGAAUAUCAAAAAAGGUAAAAAUAAGGUCAAAUCAUCUUUUACUUAUCUUGACAAAAAAAAGUUUGACCCCUUCUAAUUAUUAGUCACAAACCUCUCCCCCCCCCCCCCAACCCAAUAUUUCAAAAUUUCAGUCAGUCAGCUGUGGGUUGAUUGUAACCUUUUCUAUUCUUAUCCCGUGGAUAUCAAAUUACUGCUCUUCUCCCAUGGAUAUCAAAUUACUGCUCUUAUCCCAUGGAUAUCAAAUUACUGCUCUUAUCUCAUGGAUAUGAAAUUACUGCUCUUAUCCCAUGGAUAUGAAAUUACUGCUCUUAUCCCAUGGAUAUCAAAUUACUGCUCUUCUCCCAUGGAUAUCAAAUUACUGCUCUUCUCCCAUGGAUAUCAAAUUACUCCUCUUCUCCCAUGGAUAUCAAAUUACUGCUCUUCUCCCAUGGAUAUCAAAUUACUGCUCUUCUCCAAUGGAUAUCAAAUUACUGCUCUUCUCCCAUGGAUAUAAAAUUACUGCUCUUCUCACAUGGAUAUCAAAUUACUGCUCUUCUCCCAUGGAUAUCAAAUUACUGCUCUUCUCACAUGGAUAUGAAAUUACUGCUCUUCUCCCAUGGAUAUGAAAUUACUGCUCUUAUCCCAUGGAUAUCAAAUUACUGCUCUUCUCCCAUGGAUAUCAAAUUACUGCUCUUCUCCCAUGGAUAUCAAAUUACUGCUCUUCUCCCAUGGAUAUCAAAUUACUGCUCUUCUCCCAUGGAUAUCAAAUUACUGCUCUUCUCCCAUGGAUAUCAAAUUACUGCUCUUCUCCCAUGGAUAUCAAAUUACUGCUCUUCUCCCAUGGAUAUCAAAUUACUGCUCUUUUCCCAUGGAUAUCAAAUUACUUCUCUUAUCCCAUGGAUAUCAAAUUAUUGCUCUUCUCCCAUGGAUAUCAAAUUACUGCGCUUCUCCCAUGGAUAUCAAAUUACUGCUCUUCUCCCAUGGAUAUCAAAUUACUUCUCUUAUCCCAUGGAUAUCAAAUUACUGCUCUUAUCCCAUGGAUAUCAAAUUACUGCUCUUCUCCCAUGGAUAUCAAAUUACUGCUCUUAUCCCAUGGAUAUCAAAGUACUGCUCUUCUCCCAUGGAUAUCAAAUUACUGCUCUUCUCCCAUGGAUAUCAAAUUACUGCUCUUCUCCCAUGGAUAUCAAAUUACUGCUCUUAUCCCAUGGAUAUCAAAUUACUGCUCUUCUCCCAUGGAUAUCAAAUUACUGCUCUUCUCCCAUGGAUAUCAAAUUACUGCGCUUCUCCCAUGGAUAUCAAAUUACUGCUCUUAUCCCAUGGAUAUCAAAUUACUGCUCUUAUCUCAUGGAUAUGAAAUUACUGCUCUUAUCCCAUGGAUAUGAAAUUACUGCUCUUAUCCCAUGGAUAUCAAAUUACUGAUCUUAUCCCAUGGAUAUUAAAUUACUGCAUCUGUGUAAGAAAAUUAAAUAAGAUCAUUUUUAUGGUCAACUAUUUUUUCAUUCCAUUCCCCUAAAUUUCAGGUUUCCAUCUUGUACCUAUUUUUAAACAUAAUUUGUCAUGACUGACAAAGUCACUGCCUUUGACUCUGGUCCUCCAUGCCGACCUCGUAGUAAAAAAGAAAAUCAAAUAAAAUCAAUGAAACAGCCACUUACGUAAGGCAUUAACAUUAAAUAAUUAAAAUUGGUGUAUAAAUAAAAUGUGAAAAUUAUUGUAAUUCAAUACAUAUUUCAAUUGAAUUCCACUUUUUAAUGUCACUUUACUUAAGUGACAUUCUGGGAUCUGGGGAACAGAUCAAUUAUAUUUUAAAUGUUAAUAUAAAAAAUUGAUGCAGAAGGGAGAAUCCAUAGGUUUUUUAUAAAGGGUUAUGUAACUUAAAAUUUAUUGGCUGAAGGUUGACAUUUCAAACCAACUUUCACAACUAAAAGAAUAUUUUGGGAGGGGCACAAUUAUGUAAUUGUGGACAGGAGUAAAAGAACAAUAAAUUGAUGUAGUAAAAAUACAUUUUGGCAUUGAGUCUUUAUAAUCAAAGCCAAGUUUUUCUCCUUUUUCGGUUUUCAUUUGUGUUUUUUCUUUAUUGUUUACUGUUACUGCAUUCUUAACUACUGUCGAUUUGUUACUGCAUUCUUCACUACUAUCAAUUUGUCACUACAUUCUUCACUACUAUCAGUUUGUCACUACAUUCUUCACCACUAUCAGUUUAUUAAUGCAUUCUUAACUAAUAUCAAUUUGGGACUGCAUUCUUCACUACUAUCAGUUUGUUAUUACAUUCUCAAUUACUAUCCAUUUGUCGCAACAUGCUUCACUACUAUCAAUUUUUUCCUGCAUUCUCAACUACUAUCAAUUUGUCAUUGCAUUCUUAACUACUAGCAGUUUGUUACUACAUUCUUAACUAUCAAUUUGUCAAACAUUCUUCACUACUAUCAAUUUGUUACUACAUUCUCAACUACUAUCAAUUUUUCACAACCUUUCACUGCUAUCAAUUUUUUCCUGCAACCCUACUAUAAAGAUAAACAAUCCUCUUUGCUCAAAACAUACAUCAAGGUUUCAGAUCCAUAUGCCAGUGAUCUUGCACUGUCUGAUUAUGUGACUGUGAGUGAAGUAGAAUCUCUUAAGUUGCCAUUUUAAUCACUGACUGAAACACAUAUUUUUUAUAAACAAGUAGAAAUGAAACUCAUACACCUUCCCUUUCACUACCAGUUAUUUUUAUUGCAGGUUUACAUACAAAUUAUUUUAUGUGUAGUUAAAACUGAUACUAGUAUUGCUAUGGUACCAGUACAAAUAAUGUUUUAUUAAAUCAAAAUGAAAGACAAGUAUGGGGAAUUCAAAAUUUUGCAAAAAAUAUAACCAAAUUAAAACCAACUUAUGUUAUUACGUAAGAUCAGUAAAUGAGUGUAACUUCCAAAAUAAAAAAUGAGAAACUAUGAAUUUUUAUCAACAGCGUCAGGUACCAGCUUGAUCAAUUAAGAAGUAAUUUUGUUUUUGUAUUGUGUCUGAAUGUCUUAGUAGACAUUUGUAGUUCUCUUGAAUACUUUGAGUUUUGAUCCUCUUCUUAUAUUUGAGGGCCCACGAACAAUGUGUUGAUCUGGAAUGUAAUUAAUGUUUGGAAUGAUUGGAGUUCAAAUUAUUUCCCAAUGUCACAAAACUUUAAAAAAAAAUUAAUUUAAAGUAAAUGUGAUAGAAAUUCAACCUUGGCUUUUAUUCACUCUAAACUUUCUGACCUUUUUAGUUCACUCAGCACACAAAAUCAAAUCUCCCUUGCUACAAGGUGGUCAGUACAAAAAUUGGCAAGAGUAUUUUUUCCUUCAAGGCAACCUUGUUAUAAUUUAAAUUUAAUUUUCAAUGGAUUAAGGGAUAAUAUAACGAGUUUGAUCUUCACAUUAUAGAGUAUGUAUAGCUGCCCUGUUGAUAUGCCUAUAUUUUAUGUGUUAUGUGUUGUAUUUAUUUUAACUGUAGCCCGCUUUGAACUUAGCCUAACCAAUCAAAUGGUGUGAAUAUAUAAUAUUGUAUUCAAAUUUGCCCUCAUAAAAGAUUUCAUAUUUGCUCAAAAAUUGGGUGGAUCUCAAAAAUCAUGUGUGCACUCCAGACUAUUAGUAUUAGGUUUGGGGGCAGCUGGUUACAUGUCAAUGAGACCAAACAGCUGUGCCGUGUAAAACAUACAACAUCAUUGGGAAGCCUGGCUCUCCUUUUCCUACACUGUCUUGUCAUUAUAAAUCCAAUUAUUUGAAAACUUGGACAUGUGGCUUCUAAAUCAUGAUGCUUUCUAGCCAUCCAAAUUCUUCUGAUGGAAAUUAUUUAAAUGUAGGCUUCGAACAAGAACUGCACACCACCCCACGUGAUUUUUAUAGAAAGGAAACUUCCUCGGUCUGAUUAUUCCUAGAUGCCUCAUUAUGCUAGCUUUGUACACAGAUGAUGCAAAUUAAGUGCUGUGGAUGUCAGGAUAUAAAAGUUGAAGUGGAUGACAGGAUAUAAAAGUUGAAGUGGAUGACAGGAUAUAAAAGUUGAAGUGGAUGACAGGAUAUAAAAGUUGAAGUAGAUGUCAGGAUAUAAAAGUUGAAGUGGAUGACAGGAUAUAAAAGUUGAAGUGGAUGACAGGAUAUAAAAGUUGAAGUGGAUGACAUGAUAAAAAAAUGUUAAAGUGGAUGACAGGAUAUAAAAGUUGAAGUAGAUGUCAGGAUAUAAAAGUUGAAGUGGAUGCCAGAAUAUUAAAAUGAAUGUCAGAAUAUAAAAGUUGAAGUCGAUGCCAGGGUAUAAAAGUUGAAGUGACCUCUGAUUUGUAAUGUCAACUGCUUCAAGAGGUUUCAGGAUGUUAUCUCUUGAGACAGGUAAGUCCAGUCUCGUCUUGUACUUGUAGGUCCAGUCUCUGCAUGUAGGUCCGGUCUUCUUAUAGGUCCAUUCUUCAUGUAGGUCAAGCCUCUGCUUGUAAGACCAGUCUCAGCUAGUGGGUCAGACUCUGCUCUUAGGUCCAGUCUGCUUGUAGGUCUAGUCUCUGCUUGUAGGUCCAGUCCUUGCCUGUAGUUCCAGUCCUUACUUGUAGGUCCAGUCUCUGCUUGAAGGUCCAGUCUCUGCUUGAAGGUCCAGUCCCAGCUUGUAGGCCCAGUUUCUGCUUGUAGGUCUAGUCUCUGUUUGUAGGUCCAGUUCCUACUUGUAGGUUCAGUCUCUGCUUGUAGGUUAAGUUUCUGCUUGUAGGUCUAGUCUCUGUUUGUAGGUCCAGUCCCUACUUGUAGGUUCAGUCUCUGCUUGUAGGUCCAGUUUCUGCUUGUAGGUCUAGUCUCUGUUUGUAGGUCCAGUCCCUACGUGUAGGUUCAGUCUCUGCUUGUAGGUCUAAUGUCUGCUUGUAGGUCUAAUGUCUGCUUGUAGGUCAAGUUCUGCUUGUAGGUCCAGUCUUUGCUUGUAAGUCCAAUCCUUGUUUGUAGGUCCGUUCUCAGCUUGUAAAACCUGUUCGCUGAUGCUCUAGUAAUAUCAUGGAUGUGGCCAAGUUUUCUCCAUUUUUGUUUUGCACACGAUGAUUUCAGUGAGGUCAAACGUAUCUCGUGACAUAAUGCUAUGUAUGGCUUGUCACAUGAUGCUAUAUAUGGCUUGUCACAUGAUGCUAUGUAUGGCUUGUCACAUGAUGGCCACCAUAUUUAGAAGGGUCGUGGAUAUAAGAAUGUUAGACACCAUAUUUAGCUGGGAUGUGGAAAUAAGAAAGAUAGACACCAUAUUUAACGUGGUUGUGGAUAUAAAAAAGAUAGACACCAUAGUUAUCUGGCAUGUGGAUAUGAGAAGAUGGCCACCAUAUUUAGCUGGGUCGUGGAUAUAAGAAAGAUCUCGAUAAUUGGAAUGAAUGGAUGGUGUUUUCCGUCAAAUAUUUUUACUGAGUAUAAUCACUGACAUUGGGUGGAUCCAACAUAUAACUGAGCUUGGGUGGAUCCAACAUAUCACUGACCUUCGGUGGAUCCAACAUAUAACUGACUUUGGGUGGAUCCAACAUAUAACUGACAUUGGGUGGAUCCAACAUAUAACUGACAUUGGGUGGAUCCAACAUAUAACUGACAUUGGGUGGAUCUAACAUAUAACUGACAUUGGAUGGAUCCAACAUAUCACUGACAAUUGGUGCAUCCAACAUAUAACUGACCUUGGGUGCAUCCAACAUACCACUGACCUUGGGCGCAACCAACAUAUCACUGACCUUGGCUGCAACCAACAUAUCACUGACAUUGGAUGCAUCCAACAUAUCACUGACCUUGGGAGUCACAUAUCACUGGCCUUGAUGGGUCACAUAUCACUGACCUUGGUGCGCAACCAGGAUAUCACUGACUUUGGUUGGUGCUUAUCACUGACCUUGGGCGCAACCAGCAUACCACUGACCUUGGGGGGUUAUAUAUCACUGACCUUGGACGUCGCAUAUCACUGACCUUGGACGUCGCAUAUCACUGACCUUGGACGUCGCAUAUCACUGACAUUGGGCGGUACUUAUCACUGGCUUUGGCUGGUACUUAUCACUGAGUUUGGCUGAUACUUAUCGCUGAAUUUGGGUCCUCAAAUUUAAUGACUCUGAUACUCAAUAAAUGAGUUGAAUUGUUUGCAUCACCAAACACUCAACUUUCCAACAAGCGAUAGUUCAAAAGACUUGACCCGGAAAUGAAAUAACUUUUUGCAGUUUCUUGCUAUAACUAUAACCCUGUUAUUUGAUUUUUUACCAUUCUUCUUAAGACUUUAGACAUCUCCUGACAGGCGUUGAGUUGGAGAAGUCAUGACUGACUGGGGUUGGGUUGGAGAAGUCAUGACUGUGCCGAGGAAGAGCGGCGCCCGGGGCGAACCCAAAAAAUGGCGCCCACCAAUAUGUAGAACAAUUUCCGCCUAGGGCGGACGAGUAAAAAGACGAUUAAGGCACCCCUUGUCUUUGUGAAGUACACGGCAUUUUAUCGUUUAGUUCCCUACAAAUGUCCGAUCUUAAGUCGACUUUGGCGCCCCCCCCCACCCUUUCGCAGGCCCCUGGGACGAGUAUGCAGGUAAAGUUAAAAGGCCAUGUCCUUUGAACUUUGUUUGUUAACUACUAUUCUUAGUCAAUUCGUUUAGCGACAACUGUUGAGUGGAGUCUCAAGUCCGUGCAUGACGGCCAGUGAUUGGCCCAUACUGACUUACACACGCGCGGGCUUACAGUAUCAGCUGACACAGUGCAUGGUGACCUCGUUGGAGUAGUCAGUCAACAGUGGUCCUCAAAUGGUGACAUGUUAGAGCAGUCAGUCAACAAUGGUCCCCAAUUAGUGAUAUGUUGGAGCAGUCCGUCAACAGUGGUCCUAAAAUGGCUUUUGACCUUCUUGGCCAAUGUCUGACAACUGUUGAUAUUCUUGCUAUACUCCUACCUAUUUGUGGUCUACCCGUAUAAUGUUAGAGUGGUGUACCCAAGGACCAUAUUAUGAGUUUUUUACCCAUAGUAAUGUUAUAUAAGAGUGGUAAUACGAUCGGUAAUCCACUCUUCUAUUAUUACUAUUGGUACACCACUCUUCUAUACUUACAUUACUAUUGGCACACCACUCUUCUAUUAUUACUGCUGGCAUACCACUCUUCUAUUAUUACUAUUGGUACACCACUCUUCUAUACUUACAUUACUAUUGGAACACCACUCUUCUAUUAUUACUAUGUGUACACCACUAUUCUAUUAUUACUAUUGGUACACCACUCUUCUAUUAUUACUAUAGGCACACCACUCUUCUAUUACUACUAUUGGUACACCACUCUUCUAUUAUUACUAUUGGUACACCACUCUUCUAUUACCAAUAUUAGCACACCACUCUUCUAUUAUUACUAUUGGUACACCACUCUUCUAUUACCAAUAUUAGCACACCACUCUUCUAUUAUUACUAUUGGUACACCACUCUUCUAUUACUACUAUUGGUACACCACUCUUCUAUUACCAAUAUUAGCACACCACUCUUCUAUUACUACUAUUGGUACACCACUCAUCUAUUAUUAUUAUUUGCACACCACUCUUCUAUUACUAUUAUUGGCACACCACUCUUCUAUUACUAUUAUUGGCAUACCACUCUUCUAUUACUAUUAUUGGCACACCACUCUUCUAUUACUAUUAUUGGCACACCACUCUUCUAUUACUAUUAUUGGCACACCACUCUUCUAUUACUAUUAUUGGCACACCACUCUUCUAUUACUAUUAUUGGCACAUCACUGCGUGUGUGAGAGCACAGGAGAUGACGGUUCAGGUGGCAGACAUCUUUUAGGAUUACGGACUGUAUGUUCAGACCUUUCACCCCCACGCCUUCGCCGUGGUAACUAUGUUUGUAAGCCUAAGACAAAGACCACGUCACUACGACGAGCCUAAGACUACAACGAGCCUAAGACCACGUCAUUUCGACAAGCCUAAGACUACGACACUACGACGAGCCAAAGACCACGGCACAUCGACGAGCCUAAGACUACGACACUACGACGAGCCUAAGACUACGUCACUACGACGAGCCUAAGACUACGGCACUACGACGAGCCUAAGACUACGUCACUACGACGAGCCUAAGACUACGUCACUACGACGAGCCUAAGACCUGUUCUCAUCCUUAAUCCUUAAGAACCACACAUCAGAACUAUAACCUGUAUCAACCUGUAUUAACUUGAAUUGUUUGUCUUAACUUACAUAAGCAGUUGAGUGGAUUUCCUUACACAACUUAUAUUUUGAUUGCGAACCAGCGCCCCCUCCCCGCCCUGCGCUCAUUGACCACACCGCUCUUUGGAGCGUGAAACUACGUUUGUUAGAUCUGAAAACUUUGCCGACACUAACCCUGGGCAAACAGGUCUGUAUUAUUCCAAAUAGAAGAUAGCGUCAGACACAUUUUAAAGCACUGCAAUUAAAUAUAAAAAUAACACACACACACACUCCUGCACUGUAUCUCGAAGUUCAAAGACAAGAAUGUCUUAGUAUGUAAUUAUCAUGUAAUAGGUCAUGACAUUAGAUGGGACCUACUUGUACUUACUGUUAUCAGUGCAUCCAGAACACUGUUUAAUCAGGCCGGAUAGUUGUGACGUUGUGGGUCAAUGUGUCACGUGACGGUCCCGGGGGGGGGGGGGGGGGGGGUCCAGCACUAUUGGUAAAAUCCCCCCUUACAAUUAUUAUCAUCAUUUCACAUAGACUCAGAUUUCAUAAACUGAACAUUGUAACACUUUAUGCUCUCACGUAGAAAACACACCAGCACGCUGGGCUAUGUUAUAGAUAUACGGUCUGCUUGUAUCAGCUCUAAGUAGAUAACAGCAUGCUUGACGGCAAGUGUCAACACGAAUCCGCGUCCAAAGAAGCUGAUUUACCGCAAGUAGAAAAGAUCAUAAAAUUGUCAUCAAUGGCUUUGCGUUCAAGUGUAGAUUCUGCUCUAGGAGAACUCUGGUCUAAAUGGAUAGGUUCAGUUCUAUUUGCAAGGUGCUGUCCUGUAAUCGAGGAUGAGUGAGGGGGGUGGGCUGGGGGGCAAGAAAAAGAGGGGGCAAAGAACAGUGGGCAUAAGCAACAGAGGGUCCAAACGACAGUGGGCAUAAGCAACAGAGGGGGCAAACAUGAGUGGGCAUAAGCUACUGAGGGGGCAAAUAACAGUGGGCAUAAGCAACAAAGGGGGCAAACAACAGUGGGCAUAAGCAACAGAGGGGGCAAACAUGAGUGGGCAUAAGCUACUGAGGGGGCAAAUAACAGUGGGCAUAAGCAACAAAGGGGGCAAACAACAGUGGGCAUAAGCAACAGAGGGGGCAAACACCAGUGGGCAUAAGCAACAGAGGGGGUAAACAAUAGUGGGCAUAAGCAACAGAGGGGGCAAGCAGCAGCAUGGGCAUAAGUAACAGAGGGGGCAAUCAAGAGAGGGGGCAACCAACAGAGAAUUCCAUGUUUGGGGGCGCAGAAAGGUAAAUAUUGUUCACCGUAUGUUUAAGUGCGUGUUUUGGGAACAGGAAGAAUGCGCGUGUCUGCAUAGGAGCGAAGCUAUGCUGUCCAAGGGGCGAAUAGACAGGAAGAAUGCACAUGUCUGCAUAGGAGCAAAGCUAUGCUGUCCAAGGGGCGAAUAGACAGGAAGAAUGCACGUGUCUGCAUAGGAGCGAAGCUAUGCUGUCCAAGGGGCGAAUAGACAGGAAGAAUGUGCGUGUCUGCAGGGGAGCGAAGCUGUGGUGUCGAAGGGGGAAUAGACAGAAAGAAGAAACUAAGCCUGUCAACAGUUGGCAGACAUAGAACAAACAUUACCCAUAUUAAUAUAAGAGUGAUGUAACCAUAUUAAUAUAAGAGUGAUGUACCCUUUUUAAUAUAAGAGUGGUGUGCCGAUAGUAAUAUAAGUAUAAGAGUGAUGUACCCAUAGGUAAUAAGGGGAGAGACUGUUGACACUUCUAUUGCUGCCCACAGAUACUACUUACCAGCUAAGUGCUAUUUCUUAUUUUUAUACCGUUUUUUCUGUUGUUUUGUUCGCUGACGAAGGCUUUCUGCCGACACGUUCGCUGUUUUGUUGCGUUUAUUUUUUCAGGUUUAACCCUACUCUGUUUUACUCAUUUUAUUACAGUGCAGAACAGUGGGAUCAAGUAUUUGAUUGUAAAAACCGUCUCGUCUCUAGUUUUCUCCGUUUUCACAAUCGCCGCAGUUUAACGGAACAAAACUACGUCACACGCUGGGUAGCAGUCAAAGGGGAUGGCAGUGAAUAGUAUAAAUAUUACCGGUGACGCAGCUAACUAGUUCAGUGUGACACACAAAGCAACAGUAUGACAAUUAUCACCAUCAAUACGAUACUUUGCGGUGAUAUUUUUAUAACCUUUGGCACUCCGACCAACCCCCCACCCAUGUGUCCCGUAUGCCGCAAAUCUCCUUCAUUAACAGCCCCCACCUCCCCUCUCAGUGCGCACAUAAAUAUAAUGAAGGAUGGUCCCAACUUUAAAAAAAAAUACAACCAAUCGUUUUUCUCAUUUCAUUCACCUGUAGAUUUUUAUUGGAAAAGGCUAAAACUAAAACUUCAACAAACGAAUUUUAAUCGGAAUUUUUUUUUUUUUUCACCUGGCCUCUGAAAGUCGUAGUUUUGGCGGGUCUCGCGUACAAUCGUAAAAGACAUCUCAAAAUCGUACAUUGUACGCCAAAAUCGUAAGAGUAAACAGGUCUGAUUAACACAUCCUUAUAACUAGUUUUCUUAGUUUAUCUAAUAAUAAUAGAGUAAUAGAGAAUAAAUACUGUAGAAAAAAAAAAGGAAUUCUUAUUACUUAUUACUAUUAUUGGCAAAUUGAUAAAUUUCUUAUUUACAAAGAAUAAUUGUACAAACAAUUAAUUUAAAACAAAUUAUUAUUUUUUGUAUACAUUUAUAUUGUUUAAUUAUAUUAGAAUCAAAAACAUUUGUUUAAUCAGAUGUUUCAACGAUUUAGAAAUGUUUUAUUUAAACCUUUAUUUCCAAAUAAUUUCACCUCCCUCCGGUCAAUAAAAUAAUGUAAAAAAAGAUAGCCGCCGUUUUUUCAUAACAUGUGGAUUUUUUUUGUUCGCUCGGUAUCAUAAAUUCUAGCAACAGCCAGUAAUGUUAACAAUAAAUGCUUUCAAUGUUACUGCGAUCAAGCUAGCUCGUCUUAAAGUUGGUGGGGGGGGGGGGGGUUGUGUUAAAAAGAAUUUGUGACACUUUGUGACAGUGGCGGAGGGGGGUCUAAAAAGGUCAUUUUUUUGCGUGACGUAAUUUGCAAACGACCCCUAAGAGGUUGAUGCCUAUUUAAAGUUGAGCUUGAUUGUGCAGCUAACAUUGUCAAAUUCAUAUCCUUAUUUAACAAAUUUUCUUCAUGUUUGCCAAAAAAAAAAAGGAUCCAUUUUAACCAGUCGUCACCCCCUGUGGAAUUCUCCUUUGUACAUUCUCCCCUUGGGAUUCUCCUACGUGCACAUACUCCAUGACGGAUUCUCAGUUGUGCAUUUCUUGCUGUACUUUCUACCAACUCUAACUUAUGUGAUAUCUGUGUUGGUACACCUUGCCCCACCCUGUACUUUCUACCAACUCAAACUUAUGUGAUAUCUGUGAUAGUGCACCUUGUCCCACCCUGUCUCGUAUUGUCACAGACACUUGUAGUGAUUAGUGGCUCAUCAGCUCCAUGAAGAGGCUGCUAAUCUAAUGAGGUGUUAUAAAUUAUCCCACUCUUAAACAGGUCCAAAACGUGAGCCAGACUUAAGAUUGUGAGAAUGCUAUGCACUUAUCAAGCCACUGAUAGAUGGGGCAUGUUGGCUGGCCUACCUGUUGAUUGACUUGUAGGCCCAGGUGGACUCUCACUUACACAACAAGGGUCACCUUAGUGGUGGUCUGGCUUUCUCAGGUGAGAUUUUUCUACCCCAGAAUGGACAGCAUAGAUGGACAUUAAUAAUUGAUCAGUGCUAUACUCAUCCAGUUGUUUUGUGUUGUGGUCGUUUUUCUUCUUGCCCGAGCCAGGAACUAUGGGACGGAUAUUUGGAUAUUCAUAGUACAGCUUUACAAGGCAUGGUUUUAUAAUCAUUCCCUAGUCUAAAUGUGGCAAUAUUUCUACAUUGACUACCUUACAUAAAGACAGACGGAUGUAGACAUUGAUAUGUACAAUUUAUCACACUGUUUGCUUACAACAGGGUCAUGCUCAAUGCUGUUCAUUUUCAGGGUUACUCCUGACCUUGACAUUGGUGUGAUUUUAAUCAAGGAUGUCAGCCUCCAGUUUUCUGGGAUGUAAUUGAUCCCUGGUUUUAGUCUUACUUUAGCAACUUCCAUCUUGACUUUUGUCUUGUCUGCUUCAUGCACCCCAAUGUAAUGUCUGCCUCUUUUAAUGUUACCAAACUAAUACUGGAUGUGAAUGAUUCUGUAGCAUUUUAUUAUAGACAUGAAUGCCCAAUUGAAAAUCUACUGACAUGUAGAUAAUGGCAUACAAGCAGUAGGUAAAUUCUCCUCCAUUUCAAAUCUUAUUCACAAACAGGGAAUUUUCAAGCUAUUUGGUUUUCUUAAUAUUUUUUAAAGAUUUAUUUGUUGAAAAUAAACCAGCUACAUUGCAUAAUCCUACAUCUAUAAUAUCAUUUAAACUUAAAAGUUGUGGACAGGUCUUAUUUGAGUAAUUGUAUUUUUAAAAAUUAAAAUACAUUUCCAUCAUUAAAAUACAAGAAGCUUUGAGUGAAAUAUUAAUCCUAUGUUUUCUUGACAGCAGUGAGAAGAGCGGCACAAUACAAUGACAUCGGUUGAUGACAAAACCCUUCUGGCCGUUCCGCAGCCACCUGUCCAAGUGGGCAAGAAAGCCAGUGAAACUCACCCUGUCCAGCCGGACGGGGGCUGGGGUUGGGUGGUCUGCUUCUCCUCCAUGGCGUGCAAUGGGACAGUGUUUGGCAUCAUCAACAGCUUUGGGAUCCUGUUUGUGGCCAUGACAGAUCACUAUGCCAAAGAUGAUCGAAAUAUGUCAUUUAAGACAUGUAAGUGCUUUAAUAUCAUCUUUCAUUGUCAAAAUUAUAGUUUGAUACAAGUCUCGGGUUUUUUAAAAUAAAGAUUUGUUUUAUUUAACAAAGUUUUAAAGCAUAGAUUUGAGUUAAAAUUUUUAAACAUUUCCCUGUACAGUAAUACAUAUAUGAACGACCAGUCAUUGAGUUGUGUACUAAAAUAAAUAAAUGACUUUCCCUUAUAAAUGUCUCUUGAUUAAAUAAUUAGCAAUCAUUUUUUUUUUUAUUAAGUUAAACAAAGAAAAAUGUUAAUGGGGUUGGUUGAAGCCUUAAGAUUUAUAUUAGAAAAGAAAUAUUCUCUCCGAGUUGGCCCACUGUGGUGACACCGUGCUCUUAUGGCAACCUGCUCUGGUGGUACCCUACUCUAGUGACAGGUGGAACAACGCUCUUGUAGUAAACUUAGAUGUGUUAUGGAACCAGCUUAAUCCAGCUCUGUCCCAUUUACUAUUUUUUAUUGGGUAUCAUCCCCCUGUGAGGAUGUCACCCAAUUUAUUUUGUACUUUUUAUAUUUAUAAUUGUAUUCUCCAUAUAAAUAAGUAUAAUAAAGCAUUUUGAAGUAAAUAGUAUGAUUUUCUUCCUUUCAAAUUGGGGGAUGAAAUUGGUGUUAACAUGGGUGUUAAUGGCUAAAAAAUUUAGCUGACCCUUGAGCUAAUCUGAACAUUUGUGUUAGUUUAAACAUUGCUUUAAAUAUCCACUGACGAUUUGGUCUUCUCUCAUUGCCAGCUUGGGUCGGUUCAGUCAACACCGGCAUCACCUUCCUCAUGUGUAUGAUCUCAAGUAUCAUCAGUGACCGACUGGGCAUCAGGCUGACCGGCAUCAUUGGUGGCGUCCUGGCUUUUAUCGGCCUUUUGUCCAGCGCCUUUGUGGAGGAACUCAUGCUGCUCUACCUGACUUACGGCAUCAUCGCAGGCCUGGGCUUUGCCUUCUCAUAUGCCCCCUCACUGGUCAUCCUGGGACACUACUUUAAAAGACACAUGGGUCUAGUCAACGGCCUGGUCACCUUCGGGUCAUCUGUAUUUACCAUUGGAUUGGUCAUGGGUCUUCCGGCCAUUCUUGAUGCCAUUGGACUAAGAUACACGCUCAUCUUCCUGUCAUGUCUUUCAUUGCUGCUGGUGCCCUACGCCCUCACAUGGAAGCCCAUUUUCACCAGAGAAAACCUGGGUUUGUCCCAGGCAGCUAUGUCUACGAUGUCUAUUGAGAUGAUUCAGAGCCAAUGUGCCGAUUGCUGUAGAUUCACGCGCAAGUACCUCAAUGUGAAAAUCUGGAGAAACAAAGGCUACGUCAUAUGGGCCUUGUCCUGUGGAAUAUCUUUAUUUGGAUAUUUUGUGCCUUUUGUUCAUCUGGUGAGUAUCAAUUUAAUACACAUAAAUGAAUAUUUAUUGAAUUAAAAUCAGACAGUUUUAAGUUUGGGACUCAAACAUUUAUAUAGAUUUGAUUAUUUGUCUGUUUUAGAACAAACGUAGUCACUCAGAAUUGUUUUGAGAGGAUUUCUAGCCAUAAACAAGGUAGGCUGUUGAGGAUGAAGCUAUUGCCUUUGAGAUGAUUUCUUGCCAUAAACAAGCUAGGCAGUUGAUAAUGAAGCUAUUGCCUUUGAGAGGAUUUCUUGCUAUAAAAAGCUAGGCUGUUGAGGAUGAAGCUAUUGCCUUUGAGAGGAUUUCUUGCCAUAAACAAGCAAGGCUGUUGAUGAUGAAGCUAUUGCCUUUGAGAGGAUUUCUUGCCAUAAACAAGCAAGGCUGUUGAUGAUGAAGCUAUUGCCUUUGAGAGGAUUUCUUGCCAUAAACAAGCAAGGCUGUUGAUGAUGAAGCUAUUGCCUUUGAAAGGAUUUCUUGCCAUAAACAAGCAAGGCUGUUGAUGAUGAAGCUAUUGCCUUUGAGAGGAUUUCUUGCCAUAAACAAGCAAGGCUGUUGAUGAUGAAGCUAUUGCCUUUGAGAGGAUUUCUUGCCAUAAACAAGCAAGGCUGUUGAUGAUGAAGCUAUUGCCUUUGAGAGGAUUUCUUGCCAUAAACAAGCAAGGCUGUUGAUGAUGAAGCUAUUGCCUUUGAGAGGAUUUCUUGCCAUAAACAAGCAAGGCUGUUGAUGAUGAAGCUAUUGCCUUUGAGAGGAUUUCUUGCCAUAAACAAGCAAGGCUGUUGAUGAUGAAGCUAUUGCCUUUGAGAGGAUUUCUUGCCAUAAACAAGCAAGGCUGUUGAUGAUGAAGCUAUUGCCUUUGAGAGGAUUUCUUGCCAUAAACAAGCAAGGCUGUUGAUGAUGAAGCUAUUGCCUUUGAGAGGAUUUCUUGCCAUAAACAAGCAAGGCUGUUGAUGAUGAAGCUAUUGCCUUUGAGAGGAUUUCUUGCCAUAAACAAGCAAGGCUGUUGAUGAUGAAGCUAUUGCCUUUGAGAGGAUUUCUUGCCAUAAACAAGCAAGGCUGUUGAUGAUGAAGCUAUUGCCUUUGAGAGGAUUUCUUGCCAUAAACAAGCAAGGCUGUUGAUGAUGAAGCUAUUGCCUUUGAGAGGAUUUCUUGCCAUAAACAAGCAAGGCUGUUGAUGAUGAAGCUAUUGCCUUUGAGAGGAUUUCUUGCCAUAAACAAGCAAGGCUGUUGAUGAUGAAGCUAUUGCCUUUGAGAGGAUUUCUUGCCAUAAACAAGCAAGGCUGUUGAUGAUGAAGCUAUUGCCUUUGAGAGGAUUUCUUGCCAUAAACAAGCAAGGCUGUUGAUGAUGAAGCUAUUGCCUUUGAGAGGAUUUCUUGCCAUAAACAAGCAAGGCUGUUGAUGAUGAAGCUAUUGCCUUUGAGAGGAUUUCUUGCCAUAAACAAGCAAGGCUGUUGAUGAUGAAGCUAUUGCCUUUGAAAGGAUUUCUUGCCAUAAACAAGCAAGGCUGUUGAUGAUGAAGCUAUUGCCUUUGAAAGGAUUUCUUGCCAUAAACAAGCAAGGCUGUUGAUGAUGAAGCUAUUGCCUUUGAAAGGAUUUCUUGCCAUAAACAAGCAAGGCUGUUGAGGAUGAAGCUAUUGCCUAAUGGUAUAUUAAAAACGGUGAAUGCGUCUAGGCAUUAUAUUUGGUCAGUCACCUGAAAGCUGAGCAUUCAGUCUCCUGCAGCCUAUUGUCUACUGUUAGCAUAAACAAUGUAACGCUGAAAUCAGGUUGUGAGGUCAAGGCAAUACUAAUGAGAGAAGAGACCGGGAUAUUAGUCUUGCUAGGAGGAAGGACUGAGAAGAAUCUGUAUCAUGGGAAGAGGUGUCUCAUUUCAAGGGUUCUCUGUUUAUUGUUGUAUGCACCCAGGGGGAUUAUCUUUUUCUGUUAUUAAAGUUAUGAUUGAAUUGGAUUAUCCCAAAUACUUUCAUAUUUUUAAAUUUAAAAAAAAAUAUAUUGAAAAAAACAACUCUUUGCAUAGACAUAGUAAAAUUGUAGGUCAUCUCUGGUGAAUUUCUAAAUAUAAAAGUUAAAUUUAAAUAAAGUCUAUAAGUCAAAGCUUCAGUUAUAAGUUUAUUGAAAUUUUUCCAUAUACUGGUUUUUUAAUUGUAUCUUUAAAAAUAUAUAUUUUUUUCCUUUAAUUUUUGGAACGCAAAAGCUGCCAUUUUGGACACACUGUUCUCACUGUCUUGUACCAUAGCUAUAAAUAGAUGCAGCAGACUUUGCAACCAGCACUUUAUGUGGACGUAACUCAAAAGUGUAUAUAAUUUUUAAAUAUGAUGUCCAACAGUUUACAGUCCUGUUGAUGAUGACCUCAGUUAUGGCUGUGGGCUUUUCCCAGUAGUAAUUUGUUAUUCCUUUACAGAUGACCUCAGUUAUGGCUGUGGGCUUUUCCCAGUAGUAAUUUGUUAUUCCUUUACAGAUGACCUCAGUUAUGGCUGUGGGCUUUUCCCAGUAGUAAUUUGUUAUUCCUUUACAGAUGACCUCAGUUAUGGCUGUGGGCUUUUCCCAGUAGUAAUUUUUUAUUCCUUUAACACAGCAGUUAAUACGAGCAACACAAUCAGUCUAUUUAUUCUUCAAUGAUAAGAUGUACAUCUGAGGGGAAACAUUAGCUGAACGUUUGUGUUUGCUUAUUUCAAGAAAUGUUUUCUUUGUUAUCCAUCAUGCUAUCCAUCAUGUUAUCCAUCAACUCUUGCUAUAAAAAUUGUAAAUAAUUGACGUCGGACAUUUGCACUGCGUUGACAUUUUUCAUUACUCAACUCACGCCAUGUUUUCAAAUGUUAUCCAACACGUCACACCAUGCUAGCCAUUGUCAUCCUGCUACUAACAAUGACAUUCAUAUAAAUUCAAUGCAUCCUUCCCUGUGGCACUACAGCCCAUGUAAGGCUUAUGCCUACCACACCACUUCCUUCCACUCAGACCUAACUGAUGCUUUUCUUUUCCAUGCUUUGAUUCGCAGCUGCUGUAGAUCUUUUUUUCCCACAUCUUCUAUCCAUCAAAGCCUUUGGGGUUUUCGUAAUGCACCCUCUUCACCCCACUGUCAUUUGGCAUUCUCUCUAAGUGUCCCACCCAUCGCAGCCUGCCCUUUUUUUAAAAUUUUCAGCCACUAUCGUAAGAUCCUGGUAUUGUCCAUAAAAUUCCUGGUUGGCUUGUAUUCCAGACCUGUUCACUCUUACGAUUUGGCUCACAAUAUAUUAUUUUGAGACGUCUUUUACGAUUGUACCAGUAGGCCAAGACCUGUCAGAACUUCGUUUUUAAGAGCAUUAGUUGAAAAUAUAUACAUUCCGGCAUGGGCGCCCGCAGGGGGGGGGGGGCACUUGCCCCCCUCCCCCCCUGGAUUGAUUGGAUAAAAAAAAUUUAGACAAAAAUAGACAAAAAAUGUAUGAAAGUAAAGGGAAAAUAAAGAGAAAGUAAAUAAGCUGAUGUCCUGUCCGUUCGUUCACCAUACAAAUACGCUACAGUAAAUUAAAACUACAUUAAAAUAUUAAUAAAAAUUUUUUGCCCUCCCUGGAAAGUUAAUCGAUUUUUUUGCCCCCCCCCCCUAGAAAGUUUUCUGCGGGCGCCCAUGCAUUCCGGUAGUAUUUCUAAAAAAAAUAAUUUUUAAAAUAAAUUUAUAGUUAUUAGUUUUAGCUCCUUUUUAGAUCCAAAAGUGAACGUAUCAAGAAAUACCUCUGGUUGGGAACCAUCUGCAUGUUUAUUACCUUUGACCUUAGAGGGCAAAAGUGGGGGGCAUUGAUUUAGGAGAUUAUGUGUGCGGGGGGGGGGGGGGGGAUUGAAGGGGUUAAAUUUUUUAAUUUUUAAAAAAUGCAGUGUAGACCUGCGUGGAUUCGCCCGGCUUCGGUGGGGGGGGGGGAAUUGAAGUGUUUAAAUUUUUAAAUUCUCUAAAAAUAACACUGGCAUGAAUUUGAGGCGAUAUUGUACGAUCUUUUGAUUUUAGGAUUUUGAGGGUACAGGUCUCCAGGUCUGGUAUUGUUCAUCAAUAUUCAUCCUUUUUUGGUCCAAUUAUUUUCUGGAGAACUUUUCUUUCCCAUGUCUUGUGUUUAAUAGGUUUUCUGUCAUUUUCAUUAGGCUCCAAGCUUCACUUGCGAAUGUUACAAUAGGUCUAAUUACAGAAUUAUAAAUAGUUUUCUUUGUUUUUCUUGUAAUGUUUUUUACUUUAGAGUAUUUCUGAGUACCGGUACCGAAUUUUGCCUUGUUUCUGGCUGAUAUUCCAUUAUUUCUGAUACAGUAGUAAUUCAAUUCUUUCAUUUAUGGCUUAUGUCAUCCUAGACAUACUUUAAUACCAUAUUGCUUACAGUAGCAUAUAAUGCAUAGGUGCCCAUGUAGGGCUUUGGCCUACCUUACCAUUUCCUUCGCCUCAACUAAUGCUUUUCUUUUCCAUGCUUGGAUUCCUAGCUUCUGUAGAUCUCUCUCCACAUCAUCCGUCCAUCUAAGCCUAUGUCUGCCUUUGAGCUGUUUUCCUCUGGGGUUUUGGUUAUGCACCCUCUUAACUCUUCUGUUAUUUGGCAUUCUUUCUAAGUGUCCUGCCCAUUGCAGCCUGCCCUUUUUAAUUUCUGCUACUAGUGUUGGUUAUAGAGAGUGCCUGUUGGUUGUGGGUCUUGAUAUUUCCUUGAAAAGUAUCCUGUUAUUGUUUCUCUUCUGGUGUCAAUGUGUAUGCUUCUUAAAACUAUAUUUAUUUUAGGUUAAAUAGUAAACAAGACAGUGAGUCUCCUUGUCUUAGGCCUCAUCUAAUCUGAAAUUCCCUGGAAUAUUCACCAUGUACCUUGAUUUUACCUUCUGAGUUGUUUCAUGUUGUAUGUCAUUCUUGUAUGUUUGCCCCUGACCAUUGGGAUGUUGAAGCAUUGGGAUGUUCACCCCUGACCAUUGUGAUGUUCACCCCUGGCCAUUGUGAUGUUCACCCCUGACCAUUGUGAUGUUCACCACUGACCAUUGUGAUGUUCACCCCUGACCAUUGUGAUGUUCACCCCUGACCAUUGUGAUGUUCACCCCUGACCAUUGUGAUGUUCACCCCUGACCAUUGUGAUGUUCACCCCUGACCAUUGUGAUGUUCACCCCUGACCAUUGUGAUGUUCACCCCUGACCAUUGUGAUGUUCACCCCUGACCAUUGUAAUGUUCACCCCUGACCAUUGUGAUGUUCACCCCUGACAUUUGGGAUGUUCACCCCUGACCAUUUGGAUGUUCAUCUGAAAGAGACCAAUGAACCAACCAUAAAAACUCUGCUAUUUAUGAUUCCAUUAGAUCAAGUACGUCAAUGGUGCCUUUCCAGGCAGCAAUGGCAGCAUUCUGAUCAUGUGCAUCGCGAUAACAUCAGGCGUCUCCAGGGUGGUGUGCGGCAAAAUAGCUGACCUCAAGUGGGUGAACAGAGUUCGCCUGCAGCAGGCGGCAUUCGGCAUCAUGGGCGUGGUGACAUUGUGUAUACCGUUCUCUGGCAGCUUUGGUGGCCUCAUAGCUAUAACACUGAUCAUAGGGAUCUGUGACGGUGUCUUCAUCUGCCUGCUAGGACCUAUUGCCUUUGAUCUUGUUGGCGAGAGGGGAGCCUCACAGGCUUUGGGAUUUUUAUUUGGUAUCUUCUCCAUACCAAUGUCUGCAGGCCCUCCAUUAGCAGGUACAAUUGAAAUCAAUGGAAAAAUUUAACAUUUUUAAUAAUUUGUUUUUUGAUGAAAGUUGUUAAAUGUUGUUAAAUCCAUUUUAUCUUUGUAAAAAGAAAAGGUAAAUUAAACAUUUAAUCCCCAGACGUGUAGAAUAUUAGAGAAGAACUAAUAUCUUUUCAUAUGUGAUUAUUUUCUCAUAAAUUAUUGCAUUUUAGCUCUUGUUUGUAAUUGAAUCUUUAACCAAAGCUGAUAUAUUCCAGUAAUCCAUUAGAUGGUGUGUAAUUUAAUCAUUAAUCAAAGCUGAUAUUCCAAUAAUAUUGUUAGUAAUGUGUAAUUAAAAAUUCUCUAAUUGCCCACUGAUUUCUCCAUAGGUCUUCUGUAUGACAAUUUGGGCACUUAUAACAUAGCGUUCCACCUCGCUGGUUGUCCACCAAUACUGGGAGCUCUGAUCAUGUUCCUGAUACCCAAGACAAAACCAGUGAGUCAAUCUAUUUUAUCUCUGAGAUACAAUUUCUUCCAAGUAUAAGUUUUCAGACCGAGAAUAACAAAUUUAACACCGUAUCGGUACUGUUCACAGUUCAGAGCAGUGUACAAACUUUUUAUUGGUGUAACCCCACUGAAGACUAGUUUUAUAAGGAAGAUUUCCCUCCAACCUACUCACAUCACCUUGGAAGUAAUUAUAUUAACCCUUGCAUUCCUUAAGAGUCCAAGAUUAGAAUUUCGCACCAUGUCUGUAAGGUCAUACAAAAAUAUUGUACCAUUAUUGUAUGUAAGUUUAGGAUAUAAAUACAUUUAAAAAAAAAAAACUUAUUUAAUGGCUAAAUAAAAAUUUCAAUGGGGGCACACUAUUAAAUGAUUCUUUCUGAUAGAGCAUAUUAAACAAGUUUGUGGCGAUUUUUUGAAAAUUUCUACCUGUCCAACAAAUGCUAUGGAAUUAAUGGUGUAUAAUUUUUCUUUUGGUAUGAUUGCAUUAGGUAUGUUUUCUUUGUAAAUAAAUUUUAAAAUUGCAAGGAGUGCUACAUCCAGUCACUCACAGCAUAGUUAGACGUUCAUUCACCGAUUAGUCAAAUCGUACAGAUUUGAAAAGUUGAAGCCUUUAAAUUAUUGUAUUACAAUCCGGUCACAAUAAUCAUUGUAUAAUAAUAAUAAUAAUAAUAAGACGUCUUAUAUAGCGCGGUACCCCAGCCUAGGGCUGGGCUCACCGCGCUGUACAUAAAAAUUUUAUCAAAAGAGACAUUAACCAAGUUGUUUCCCAUUCCAGAAUGUCCCUGCUGUUACUUCUAUUCAAGAGUUUGCUGCCGUGUCUUGCCAUGACAUCUACCACAGUAAACUUGUGUUUGGUAUGUACACCUUUCAAAUACCUGGUGUUUGGCUUGUACAAUUUGAAAUAUCUGAUGUGGGGGUGGGGGGCAAGGCAUGAAAGGGUGUAAGAGACAGCUUAACAGGGAGAGGAAUUAAUGAGCCAACUAUGAAGUUAAACUUCAUGUGGAAAAAUUCGACUCUUAGAGACUAUAAAAGAAGUGUGUUGAUACACAACAAAAAAAUCAACAAAAUAUACCACUCUUACUAAGCAAAGGGCAAUUUAAAAAUCAGUAUAUGUGACUGUUACACCAAAGAUGUCUGCUGUGGAUUCUGCUCAUUCGAUGGCAGGACAAAGUGCCUAACAAAGAUUCUGGAAGUGCCAAAAUGUGCAGCAUUUUCUUCUCCCUGAGCAAGAGGUGCCUUCACUGGUUAGGCCAUUAAAGGAGAAUAGAGGAAGGCCAUAUUUCUCCUGUACUGAGAAUCGACAGUGGGGGCAAGACACAUUGGACGGCUGCGGCUGCCCUUUAAGGUUGUAUGGGGAUGCCAACAUCAAAAUUGGCUAAUGGGAAAUCCUCAUUGAUCACCAUUUCGGCUAGCCAACAACAGUGAUAAAAAUCAUUAAUGAAGGCAAAAGUAAACCAGAAGGGAAGGUUCUCCUGUGAGAAGUGCAGCAUCAUAAGCCAUUCAAGAAAGUGUUGAUAAAGCCAUUCAAGAAAGUGUUGAUAAGCCAUUCAAGAAAGUGUUGAUAAGCCAUUCAAGAAAGUGUUGAUAAGGCAUUCAAGAAAGUGUUGAUAAGCCAUUCAAGAAAGUGUUGUUAAGCCAUUCAAGAAAGUGUUGUUAAGCCAUUCAAGAAAGUGUUGAUAAGCCAUUCAAGAAAGUGUUGAUAAGCCAUUCAAGAAAGUGUUGAUAAGUUACUCUUUCGUCUCAUGAAGACUGGAUGCCAUUAAUGCUAGAAUUAUAUGACACAUCCUAUAAAGCUUUUCACAUAUAAAUUUAGUGAACAACUCAUUCUAGUGUGUGUUAUGGAUAUAAAAUGUAAAGAGCUGAGUUCAUUUGAGUCAGUGUCAAAUGUUAGGAUUUUAGGAGACUAACUUUGUGUCAGUUAACAUUAACACUAAUGUAACUGUUGGGAUUUUAGAAGACUAACUUUGUGUCAGUUAACAUUAACACUAAUGUAACUGUUGGGAUUUUAGGAGACUAACUUUGUGUCAGUUAACAUUAACACUAAUGUAACUGUUGGGAUUUUAGGAGACUAACUUGGUGUCAGUUAACAUUAACACUAAUGUAACUGAGAUGGGGUAUUAGGCCAAAUCCAUAAGCUGAUUAACUUAUAUAUUAUAACUUCUGUGGGUUCAUCUCAAUAUAAAUAUUUGUGGACUCCAUCUGUCCAUCACAGAACACGUGCGUUCCUCACCUCUCUCAAUGAAAAUAUGAAUUCCAGUUUCUAGGCACCACUUUUUAAUGUCACAGUAAUAAUACAAUAAUAAAACAAACAUGAUGUACACUGUUAGCUCCUUGAAAUACAAGUAUGGCUACAAAUAUGCUCUUCUUAACUCACAAAUUAUCAACUUCUAAUCACCAUUUGUGAUCCAUGCUUCUAUCCUUUAUCUCCCUUCUGCUCUCUUUUUAGUCUCGUUCCCUUGAGAUUCUCAAAAAUAUCUAUAUCAAUUACUGAGACGUUACAACUAACACUAACAUUAACACUAACACUACUGGGGUAACACUAACAUUAACACUAACACUACUGGCGUAACACUAACAUUAACACUAACACUACUGGGGUAACACUAACAUUAACAUGUACCGAAAUGAAAUUGCUUUCUCUCUUUUUAUUUUCUUGACAAUAACAUUCAACAUAAUUGAUCUUAAAUUUUCCCUUGAGAUUCUCAAAAAUAUCUAUAUCAAUUACUGAGACGUUACAACUAACACUAACAUUAACACUAACACUACUGGCGUAACACUAACAUUAACACUAACACUACUGGCGUAACACUAACAUUAACAUGUACCGAAAUGAAAUUGCUUUCUCUCUUUUUAUUUUCUUGACAAUAACAUUCAACAUAAUUGAUCUUAAAUUUUUUUGUCCUAGAAACCACAAUAGAACCACCAAAGGUGAGCGCAGUCACCCCUGAAGUGAUCACAAUCAGUGAUAUGUCCGAACUUGUGGACAGGAAUGCAAGCAAUGGGAAUGUGUCCUCCAACAAGAUAGUCCUGGAUCUUGAAGCCUUAGAUGAGGAAAUCAAUGAUAGGGAUGUUGAUGUACACGUGGAAGUCAACAAGGAGAGUGCAGACAACAUCAGUGACAAUGGCAGUGAAGAAAGAGAACUGAUGCUUCCUACUGACACUGUAACUACAGCAUCUGUUUGAUGGGGACUGGGCAUAUCAUUUUAAUUGACUAAUUCUAUUAUAUUAUAUAGAAUGUUACUCACUCAUGUCUGUUGAGAAAUAGUUUCUCUUGCAUUGUAAUUAUUAAAUUAUGUCAAAAUUUACAUUUUACAUUAAUGGUACCGGUAUGUCAGAAUAGUUUGUGUUUUUUGUGUGUGCUGAAUUCUAUUUUUAGCUUCACUCUAUGGACUUGCUAAGUGGCUGUUACUAAAUCUGUUUAUAAUUUUUUUUUAGAAGUACAACAGUAGCCUACAAGGUAGGCCUAUAUUUAUAAUUAAAUAUAUAUGAUUUUUUUUAUUAUGAAAAAUGUCCUGAUAUCUCUGCCUGCAAAAGAUGACAAAUUAAUGCCAUCUUAAUGACAUUUAUUGCAAUAUUUAAGAUAAGUUUUUGAUGGAAAUUAACAUAAAAUAAUGUUGAUUAUAAAACAUGCCUUUUUAACUUGCUGAGUAUUAGUAUUACUGUUAUAGAAAAUGAAUUUUUUGUUCAGGUAAUAAAAACCAUUAACUCUAUAGUGAGUUAUAAUUUUUUUAUGUACAAAUCCAAGCCUUACUAUUACUAUGUUUUGGUUGCUUUAGCUCUGAAGUUAUUUUAUCUGAUUUACCAAGCAUUUGUUGAUAGAGUAGCAUCCCUUUCCUUCAUUUUGAUGAUGAUUGAUUAAGACUAAGAUUUGCCACAUUCAAAAGAUUUGAUUUUGUUUUAGUUUUUCAAGUUUUUCAUUUUUAUUGAUAAAGUUUUGCUUUGAUUAGCUAGUAGAAAACAAUUUCAAAAACGCCUCAACAGAAAAAAGUUUGAAAAAUUGUUUCUGCCAAUAUACCGGUAUAUAUUUUUUUGGCAUCAUUUGUUUAGUUCUUUCUAGAAAAGUUGAUUUAUUUUAAUUUAAAACAUCAUAGUCCAAUGUACACUUGGCUAAUACAUUAAUACAGAAGGAUUUGAUAAAUGUGCUUUGUUAGUUAUCAGUUACAUCAGAGUCUUGGGCCUGCCAUCACUGCAGCUGCAGUUGGGGCCCUGGGAGAUGCUCAGAGAGUUAAAAGACAAAUUUUUGAUGCGGAAAAAAAUUGAAACUGUCAACUUUGAAUACAAGGGGCUCAAAACCCCAAAAUGGCAUGGGGCCUUCAAAAGUCACACAAUGGCUCUGACUAAAUAUAAUGAAACUAUAGAACUAUUUGAUAUGUCUUAAUUACAUAUGACACUACCGGUAUAAAACUAUUGAUAUGUAAUAAUUACAUAUGAAAGUAUAGAAACAUUUGCUAUGGAUCAAUUACAUAAGACAUUAGAACUAUUUGAUAUGUAUUAAUUACAUAUGCCAUUAACUAUUUGAUAUGUAUCGAUCACAUAUGAUUAUGAAACUUAAGAACUAUUUGGUAUGUAUCAGUUCCAUAUGAAAGUGUAGCACCAUUUGACAGUGUAGCACCAUUUGACGGUGUAGCACCAUUGGACAGUGUAGCACUAUUUGACCACAGACAGCUGAAAUCAUCAAAAGACAGCAUUAAUAUCAAUCUGAUUUAUUUGAUUGACAUUUUAAAAAAUGGCAUAAUUAAUAAAUCAAGUGCAAAUGUUUUUUUUUUUAUUGAUUCCUUUUUCUUCAUUUUUAAAAAAAAGUCUUUGGUUUAAUCAAUUUGUAUUAAACCAAAGCUCACAUAUCAGCUAUCAUUGUUUCUUAACACCACUAGUACAUCAAAAUCACACAUCACCUGCCAUUGUUUAAUAAAUACUAGUAUAUCAACAUCACGCAUCAGCUGUUAUUGUUUACUAAAUAAUAGUACAUCAACAUCACACACUAUUGUCAUUGUUUACUAAAUACUAGUAUAUCAACAUCACACAUCAGCUGUCAUUGUUUACUAAAUCCUAGUACAUCAACAUCACACAUCAGCUGUCAUUGUUUACUAAAUACUAGUACAUCAACAUCACACAUCAGCUGUCAUUGUUUACUAAAUACUAGUAUAUCAACAUCACGCAUCAGCUGUCAUUGUUUACUAAAUGCUAGUAUAUCAACAUCACACAUCAGCUGUCAUUGUUUACUAAAUACUAGUAUAUCAACAUCACGCAUCAGCUGUCAUUGUUUACUAAAUGCUAGUAUAUCAACAUCACGCAUCAGUUGUCAUUGUUUACUAAAUACUAGAACAUCAACAUCACACAUCAGCUUUCAAUUUUUACUAAACCCAAUUACAUCAACAUCGCACACCAGCUGUCAUUGUUAACUAAACACUAGGUCAUCAACAAUUCAACAUCCCAACGCUAGUAUCUCGUACAGGAAAAUUCAAAGUGUCUCGAUAAUAGAAAACAAAAAGUUCAUUUUUUAUUUGUACAUUUUAACUAGAUUCUGUCCCAUAUUCUCAGCUGCAAUAUUAUUAUUUGAUCUAGUAGAUUAAACCCAUGUGUUCAUGUUGCCAUUAAUCCAGCUGCUCUUGAAGGUUAAUAAUCCUAAUCCUAAACAAAUUAUUUGGGGAACCACUUACCAUCAAUAUAAAGGAAUGAUCUUUUAAUUUUAGUUCAUUUCAAUAAUAUUUUCAUAGCCACCAGAAAUAAAUAUGCAGACCAUGGGGUCUCAGGCAGACCAUGGGGUCUCAGGCAGAUCAUGGGGUCUCAGGCAGACCAUGGGGUCUCAGGUAGACCAUGGGGUCUCAGGUAUAAGUAGACAUUUUACCAAAGAAAUGUCCCCUUUUUUAAAAAAAACAUUGUGAUUUUGACUGCAUAAUAUUCUACUUUAAAUUGUUGCCUUUUAGAAGGUACUCAGUCUUUCAACUUUUUAGAGACAUUUUAAUUUUUGUUUAUAUUAAUAUAUAAAUGUUUCCAACAGAAUUAAUUAUUAUACUGAAGUACAGAUAGUUCAUGGAGCAUUAAUAAAUAAAGCUGUUAAAGGACUUGCUUAUUACUUAUUAUUAAUAGUUUUUUGGUUGUUGAUCAUUUAUUAUGGUAAUAAAAGAAAGAAGUUUUUUUGCAUUCAUACAUUUUAAUAUUUUUCUUUAAAAAAACACACAAAAACCCAGAAAUAUGAACCAAUGCGUUAGUCUUGAUGAUAAUUUUAAAUGGUUUUAGUUUUUGAAAGCAGUAAAUGCUCUUUAUUUUAAGUAGGGUACUUUGUCUUUACUUUAUUGAUGAAAUUAAACCUGUAGUACCCUUUAGAAUAAAUUAUUUAUUCCUGUGCCUUAAUCUAUGAUGUCACAAAUUAUAUCAUCAAACUGUAUGUGGUGUGUUGGGGAUAUCCAUAAAUAAAAGACUUUAUGAAUAGUUUUAUAGAGCUCAAGUCAAGUAACAUCUUAAGAGGACAAAACUACUUUGCCAAUAGUUUAUAGAGAUGUCAUAUUUAAGGCAGAUGGAAGUCCCAACCAUGAACAUGACAAGCACAAUGAUGAUGAUAAUGAUGAUGAUGGAAUGGUCAAACAAGGAAGUACAAAUAUUGUAUACUGUCACAUCAAUUUUAAGCACAAAUUUUUUAAUUUAAAAAAAAAUAAUUUUUUGUGACAAUUUGAAAUUGUUUUUAGGGUUGAAUACUUUAAAUAAAAAAAAUUCUUGGUUUAUAUUUACAGGACAAUUAUCAGGACAGUACUUGGGAUUUAUAACAAAAACUAUUAUAUUAUUAUUAUUAUUACAACUUAUGUGACAUCCUGUGAUGUUUGAGUAAUUCCAUGAGUUUUAUUGGUAAUGACGUCAGAGUUUUAAUGUUCACAUCAACAGUUAUAAAAUAUACGCCAUAGUCCACCAAUAUUAUUUCAGCUAAAUUUUUGCUUUUAUUAUACUUUUAAAAAAAAUUGAACCACAUGCUGGUUUGAAGCCUUAUGUGCCUCCAAUAAUUUUGUUGUUGAUGUAACAUAUAUGUUUGAAACUGCCAGAGUAACAAAAAGCAACAUUUUCUAUUUUUUAUGACAAUGUUUUAUCAUUAUUUUAAGUUUGCUUCUCAAAACCAUGCUGCUUCAAUGAUGAUUCUUAUGGUGGGUGACAUUUGUAAUUUAUUUUAGCUUAAUAUACAUUUUAAAACAAAUUUUUCUAGUUGGUAAAUAUGUAUGUGUUUUUUUUUAAAGAGAUCAAUUAGAUUUCUGUUAAACAUUAGUUCUCCGCUCAAUGCUGAACCUAUAACCUAUAUUAUAAUUUUUUGCACUUUAUUAAAUAGUGAUCUAGAUAAAAAAUUUUUUAGUUUUGAUCAUCUGGCUAAAAAUGUAUAUACUCUGCACCAUUUCAUUGGCUUAUAAGUGAACAGAAUAUCACUACCAGUCUUAACAAACACAAUUACAAAAUAGUUUCAUUCAAUUAUUGUAUUUCCAUUAUUAAUUGUUUUUUUGGUAUGCAUAAUUUUGAGAUGUCUAUUUGUCACUCAAAGUCAUUCAUCUCCAUUUUUCUAAUGACUGCACCAACUCGGCCCACAUUAAAAAAUAAGGAAGAUGCCAAUUAUAAUGCUAUCAACAACAACAAACAACAUCUUGUUUUCCAAUAUACCGGUACCGGUAUCAUAUUUUGUGGAAGAAACUUUAAAAAAAAAAAAAAAAGGGGUAAAACCAUUCUAUGUACCUGUACUGUGAAAUGAAGAAUUCUUGUAAACAUUUGUAUUGGCUUAUUUCUCUUGCAAUUGUUACGGCUUCCUAUUUGGUAUGUAAAAAAAAUUUAUAGGUGUGAGUUAAAAUAUUCCCACAACAGCUUAAAUCAGAGGUUUUUCAAUCUUUUUCCGACGGUACGCUAAGGGUGACACAAAUUCAUCCCUAGCAACAUUUGAGCCCCUUUAAGUAUAAUUCUGAAUCAUUUUUCAAUGAUCUGCUAAGAUAUAUAGUACUAACUUAAGAAUCCAGAAAAUGUAAAGGGUAACAUAUUUUUGAACUUUGAAUCAAAAUGUAGUAAAUUAGUGCUCCGGUGCCAACUUGAGAUAAAAGCUAAGCAAUGAUAGUUCCGUCAACUGUUUCUAUCUGAGCUGUCUGCAGGAUCUUUUUUCUAUUCCUAAGUGCCAGAGAUCCUUGACUUCACUCUUCCUGGGCUUUCCGACCAAGUGCUGUCCUGGGAAGUGAAGUUGCUGCCAUUGUACUUGUACAAUUCAUGGCCAAUUCAUCACCAGCAGUGUUCCCUCACGGUCUCUGUUAUAGCUGUCACUCUUGAUCAGCAUCUCAGCACUGAGUUGGAGGCUGACUGUUACCAGAAGACUCCAUAGAUCCUAAUUUUAGGAAUAUGGUUGGGAAGAACCCCCUGCUCUUAUGUGCUGGCAGUUUUCAACACUCUGACCCAGAGGCGUAACUAAGGGGGGGACAGAUGUCCCUGGGCACCGGACUAGUUAGGGUCGCCAAAAUGUGAUUUGAUAUUAUUUUAUUGAUGAAAAUAAUGGGUUUGAGAGUUGAAAAGAGAAAGGGAGGCGCUUUUAAAUGAACCUUGACCCUGAGCACCACACACUGUAGCUACACCUCUGCUCUGAUCCAUAGAAUGGGAUAAUCGUGACUAUAACAUGAAGCUUUUACCUUGAUUAAUAUUAUCUGAUGGUCCAAGCCCUAUGGCAGACUUUUAAAGCAAGUUAAUUUUUAAGCAAGUGCUUCAGUAAGUCAGUAACUUACUUAAGAAAAUCAGCAAACUAUGGAGCCAGAGCUCAUAAAGUCUUCCCCAGCGGCCUACCCUGCCAGCCACCCUUCCACUUGAUAGACUAUGCAAGUGAGGCGGCAUCAGAGAAGAAACACCUGGCCGGGCGGGGUGCUGCUCGCUCAGCAACCGGGCCAGACUUUCUAGGGGCUGGGGUGGAUAUAUUUUACGUCUCUAAGUCUCCCCUUCCCACCCCAGGGGGGACGCAUAGGUGUUUAACAGACGCCCUCUAAUAGGGAUUAUGUAGUGUGACUAAGUAACACCACAGCUAGGAGAGAAAGAGUAAGUCACUAAAUUAUUCAAACUGAAAUCAUCUUUAGUCUGCCAGUUUGACCACUUGGUCUGUAAUAUCAACUUUUAGUUAGUAUUAUGACCUAUUGGUUGACAAUAUGACCUAUUGGUUGACAAUAUGACCUAUUGGUUGACAAUAUGACCUAUUGGUUGACAAUAUGACCUAUUGGUUGACAAUAUGACCUUUUUUUAAAAUCUUCUUCCUGCUUUGAGAAUCUUGGAACAAUUAAUUUUAAAUCAUUUCUAUCAAAUUUCGUCUUUUCUUUAAAAAAACAAAAGUUCCCAUUAUAGAAUAUUCAGAUUAUCAAAAUGAACUGCUUAAAACCAAUUGUUUGAGGUUUUGUGUUAGAAAUGCGUCAAUGUAGAGAGAAAUAAAAUCAUGUUCACAUUUGUUCCUGGGUUUUAUUCAAAUCUCAAAAUAGCAACUUGCUGCCCACUAAUACGUUUGCAGGUAGUAAUAAAAAAUUGUCUUAACUUACCAUUAGAGUUACAGUUUUACAGGUUAUGCUGUUACAUCCGCAUUCACCAGCCAGUGGUACCCAGUACAGAAAAUAUGCAAAGUCUUUUGCUUGACUUUAACAAAUGUAAAAAUUGCAUUGUCUUUCAGUCAAUGAGAUGAUCCAUUUUUAUGAAAUUUAAGUUCAGACCUUUUGUUACCAGGUGCUUAACAUUAUAUCAACAAACGAAAAGCUCACUUUAAAACAAAAAUAAUCUUUUUUGACCAUGUAUUUUGACCACUGGUAGCAUAAAGGCAGUUCAGCUUUAUUUCUUGUCAUUUGGUUCAAAGUGCAC
Molecule: messenger RNA, 32891 nt
Organism: Lymnaea stagnalis (great pond snail)
Lineage: Eukaryota; Metazoa; Mollusca; Gastropoda; Lymnaeidae
Source: the annotation of a GenBank genome assembly